This is a messenger RNA of Drosophila novamexicana, 1489 nucleotides long. RefSeq lists its product as uncharacterized. Gene Ontology annotation, cellular component: 90S preribosome; nucleus. NCBI's taxonomy places the organism in Eukaryota, Metazoa, Arthropoda, Insecta, Diptera, Drosophilidae. The record is from RefSeq and is a predicted model, not a curated record. Gene Ontology annotation, biological process: maturation of SSU-rRNA.
UAGUUGUUCGAUUCCCAAAAAAAUUCAACGGGCAAAAGUAGCAUGCUGCAUGUGCACGUACAAAAUGUUUAAUAAAUUAGAAUUUAACAAUUUGGUCAUUACCAACAAGAAACAUAUACAACAAGCGCGUGCCCAAACCAUUGCAAGGGUCGUGAAUAAAUUGCGCAAAUUGAAGGAUGAACUGAAGAGGAAACCGGAAAGUGAAAAACAUCAGGAACGAUUACGCAAAAGCGUCGAGUGUACUGAGCUUAAGUCGCUCAAAUACAUGGACAUUAUGCGUACGCUGCUGCUGCAAAUGGGAAAAAAAUCACAAGGCGUGCUGACCAAUGGUCGGGCAACGCCGGAUGAAGUAGCUAUUGCCAUGUUGGGGCUAAACAAAAUCAUGCAAAUGCUGGUGCAGGCAUUUCAACAAGCCUUGGAUCUUGGUAAUAAAGCCAAUGACGACUGGCGUACUGCAAUAUUGGAGACAAGCAAGCGUCGCCUCAAAUUGGAACGAACCGAGGAAAAGCGGCGUAAACGUAAAGAGCUCAAAGAACAGAAAGCGCAGACACAGAAUCGUAUGAUCUGGUUGCAACAAAAUCAACCACCUGGCGAAGGCAAAUGCGAGCAAAGUGUCAUAAAUACAGCAGCUGGCGAAUGCCAGAUAGAAUGUCCGCUAACUCCGAAUCUUAAAGGCAAUGUGAACAUCAAGGAAAUUCAAGAUAACGCAACGUCCACAUCUUCAGCAGAUUUAUUGGAGGCAACUAAACAGAAAAGGCCCAAAUGCAAUGAGAAUCUACAGAAAGUACAAGAAAAGUCAAAGAAACGAAAAGCUGGGCAACCUGAAAUCGGAGAAGGAAAUAGGAUAGAAGAAAAUUCUCCGCAGUUUAAGGAAAUGGUUGUUAAUCCCAAACGCAAGAAAAUCAAGGAGGUGGGAAAUAAACCGAAGCAGAAGAGAAUCAAUGUAGAAAAUAAAACACAGCGUGAGAAAGCAGGCGCCAUUCCCAAUCUUAAAGAAAAGCAGGAAGUAGAAAACAAACCGCUGCCCGAGAAAGCUGAGGUCAACCGCAAACGCAAGACGGCCAAGGAACCAGAAAAAGAACGACCCACCCAUGUCGUCGAUCCCUUUUUCAUUACAGAAUCGGGACAACCAUAUCUAUCAACUGCAGUUGUUUUAUCCGGUGAUAGCCAUAAUGAAUCGGAUGAUGAUCAACAUGUGGAGCAAAGAAAACGCAAACCUCUGGCCAAAAAGCAGGAAUAUAACAGUUCACGUUCCAAUGAACGCCAUAACUAUGACCGUCCCAAUGAACGCCACAACUAUGAAAGUUCCAAUGAACGCCACCCAUCGUGGAUGGCCAAGCAGCAGCAAAAGCCGAUAGCCAACUAUAAGGGCAAGAAAACCAAGUUUAAUGACGAUGACAGUGUUGCGGAAUAUCAACUGCUCCAGUUGCACAACCAUCUCCCACCGAUGGUGAAGCGGGUGCAGCCGGCAUGCAUCCGUCUUGGUUAG